ACUUUACGCAGCCGUUUCAUCAACACAACUCAUCAUGCAGACACCCAGGCGCUUCUCGGUGUGUUUACAGAUAGAACCGACGCUCACCGAUUCCCCAGACCAGCUCCGAGUGUGGACGAAGGCCGUCUCCCUGAAGUUUCUGUGGUUUCGACGUUACUGAACUUUUCCCGACCAGCACGCCGACUGGCAGCGGACAGACGGGUCCCUUCCCUCACAAAGCCACUUUAAAUCACAGACCCUGCGGAGCGGUGACCGAGCCGAAAUGUGGAGGAGCACAAUGAAAAGCCGGCGAUGAUCGAACUGGUGGAAAGUUGGGAGAGACGGCGCGUUAAAGUGGGAUGAGCGUAAAACCGAGAUGUUUUUGAAGGAGGGUUCGCUUUAAGAAGGGGAGCUGUCCGUCCCGCUCGCGUGCCUCAAACUUGUCGACGUGCGAGGUGGCCAUGGAGGAGCAGGACGGGGAGAUCACGGACAUUGAACGGAGCUCCUCCGUGGAUGAGAGCAGGCUGGUGGUGGUGGUGAACCACAGCCGGGUCCGUCCUCCGCUCAGCGUGCUGCUGGCCACCGGGCUCUACUGCGCCGAGUUCGUGACCGCCUCGGUGCUGAGCAGCAGGUACCACAAGACGGACGACACCGUGUGGAUGGGCUUCACCAUCGCCUUCAUGCUGCUGCCCGCCGUGCUCAUCCAGUUAACUUUAACCUUCAUCCACAGAGACCUGGGCCGGGACCGGCCCCUGGUUCUGUUUCUGCACAUGCUGCUGCUCGGACCAGUGAUCCGGUGUGUUGAGGCCCUGUGGGUCUAUUUUAAGGCUGGUAAGAAGGAGGAGCCCUAUGUCACUCUGUCCAGGAAGAUCAGCCUGAAGAAGGGCCAACAGACGCCCAUGGAGCUAGAAAUCGGCCAGACGGAGCGCAUGCUGGCCGUCCACAGGAACGCCUUCAAACGCACCGCCGUCAUUCAGGCCUUCUUGGGCUCCACGCCUCAACUGACCCUGCAGCUGUACGCCACCAUCCAGGAGAAAUACGUGCUCCACACGAGACUGGCUCUGAUGAUCAUCACCCUCAUCUCCAUCACCUACGGAGCGCUCGUGUGCAACGUUCUGGCCAUCCAGAUCAAAUACGACGACUACAAGGUGCGUCUGCGCCCUGCCGCCUACCUGUGCAUGGUUGUGUGGCGGGGUCUGGAGAUCGCCACCCGGAUCACGACUCUGGUUCUGUUCAGCACGGCGCUCACUUACUGGGUGAUCCUCAUCGGCGGGCUCAACCUGCUCUUCUUCUUCUUCAUCCCCUGGGUGGAGUUCUGGGCCAAGGGCGGCUCGUUGACCGACGACGUGGAGAAGAACUUCUCGAAGCUGGGCACCGCGGUGGUGCUGUGCAUGUUCACGCUGCUGUACGCCUGCAUCAACGUGUUCUGCUGGUCGGCGGUGCAGCUCGACCUGACCCACCGGGAGCUCAUCGAGAGGAAGCAGGUCUGGGGCGGCCUGGCUAAGUACUACUCGGCGCGCUUUGUGGAGAACCUCCUCCUCAUCACGCUCUGGUACUUCUUCAAGUCGGACUUCUACGAGUACGUGUGCGCGCCGCUGCUGGCGGUGCAGCUGCUGAUCUGCUACAGCCUGGCCGUGCUCUUCAUGCUGCUCUUCUACCAGUUCUGCCACCCCUGCAGGCGCCUCUUCAAGUACAACGUCCACGACUGUCUGCGCUGCGUCUGCUGCCGCAAAGGGAGGCGCGGAGCGGGGGGCGGGCGGGCCAACCUGCCGCCUUCCUACUCCACAGCUGCCACCAUGGUUCUGACUUCAGAGGAGCCGCUGGGGCUGCUGGACCCUCAGAACUCGCAUCCUCCCAACAGUCAGCCGCAGGAUCUAGAGACAGAUUGUUAAAGACACGAUACAAUGAAAGAUGAGGCAUGAUAUUAAAUUACAGAACAAACUGAAUAUUUCCCUCAAGUGAACAAAACGACUCAUUUUUCAUCUCCUGACGUCUUUAUUGAGGACUCUCACACAUACUGGGGGGCGGGGCUAACCAAAGAAUGUAACGCGUCCAGGUAUGCUGCGACGCACAAUGGCGUCUGUUGAGAGAGCAACACUGAGCCAGGUGUGAGGAGGAAAAUGUGCCAAGUGUGUCUGAAAUGAGUGGGACUCUCCCAGUUUACCUCUCAGGGUUUUCCCGUCUGCACACGUUCACACUCAGCCUUUAAAGACAAAUAUCACUGCAGGAAAUAACUAA
Molecule: messenger RNA, 2217 nt
Organism: Nematolebias whitei (Rio pearlfish)
Lineage: Eukaryota; Metazoa; Chordata; Actinopteri; Cyprinodontiformes; Rivulidae
Gene: xkrx
Product: XK related X-linked
Exons: 3
Coding region: 441-1871 (476 amino acids)
Cellular component (GO): membrane
Source: RefSeq, a predicted model, not a curated record